This is a messenger RNA of Botrytis fragariae, 603 nucleotides long. RefSeq lists its product as uncharacterized. The transcript is spliced from 5 exons. The record is from RefSeq and is a predicted model, not a curated record. NCBI's taxonomy places the organism in Eukaryota, Fungi, Ascomycota, Leotiomycetes, Helotiales, Sclerotiniaceae. Bases 1 to 603 code for a protein of 200 amino acids.
AUGGCUUCGAACUCGACAAGUUACUGUGCGAAGGCUGUCAUUAAUUGUGGCAAAUUCUUCCAAGCUGUGACCGCUGUGACCCAAACCUUGUUGAUGGAUCGCGCCUUAAAUCCAGUUGAAGACAGAUAUUUGACGCGCAUUUCAUAUUACUCCGCUAGCGCUGGAUGGCCUGCAUACGGUAACACAAAUAGUUUAAAUUGCACACCAAAAUCUACCGUAACUCAAUCUUUCGUCAUGCCGAGAAGCUCGGAACUCAUCGAAACGACUAUUGCAACACAUGAUUCGACCGACAGCAAGUCGAAACGAACCAACAGCUGGGAGAUGAAGAAUGCGAUUGUCUAUGAUGUAUCCUCACAAAAAUUAUUGAAGGCAAAGCGCGAAGCGAUCGAAGCGGAUCACACUCGUAUCAAGAUUCCAAAGCGUCCUCUAAGUCCUUUGCAGAAGGACAACGUUCGGAUAUCGAUGCCAUUGAACUCAGCAGCAGGAUCGGAUGUCCUCGCAGAAGUCAAGUUGAGCAGUCUUGGAUUGAAAGUCGCAUUUGAGCGGUAUCGAGGAAAUAUUGCUGAAAUUUGGGUAAAAGGUAUUCCACAAUACGUGCUUUGA